Anarrhichthys ocellatus (wolf-eel) is the source of this 3064-nucleotide messenger RNA. It is a transcript of the gene mettl16, whose product is annotated as methyltransferase 16, N6-methyladenosine. Gene Ontology annotation, cellular component: nucleus. Gene Ontology annotation, molecular function: 23S rRNA (adenine(1618)-N(6))-methyltransferase activity. The transcript is spliced from 10 exons. Gene Ontology annotation, biological process: rRNA base methylation. NCBI's taxonomy places the organism in Eukaryota, Metazoa, Chordata, Actinopteri, Perciformes, Anarhichadidae. The record is from RefSeq and is a predicted model, not a curated record. Bases 256 to 1980 code for a protein of 574 amino acids.
AUUAUCUGACACUUUACGUGGAACCUUUUUUUUUUUUUUUUAAUGACGUCAACACGCACUGGCGUAGCGCGGUGACGUCGCAAACAUCCCGGAAGAGAGUGAGCAACGUUUUGUCAACGUGAGUUGUGAGAGCUUUUUCUCCUCAGUCGUUGAGUCCAACAAAGUUACCACCAGUCGGAAAAUAACAACAGCCUCCAUCACAGCACGAGAAUAAAAGGUUCACCCUCUCCCUCCAUCUAAAGCAGGGCUCUGGUCAUGGCUCUGAAUAAGUCCAUGCAUCCCCGGAACCUUUACAAAGAUAAGCCGCCGGACUUUGCUUACCUGGCCUCAAAAUACCCAGACUUCCAGGAGCACGUGCACACCAGUCUUGCUGGACGACCUGUUGUGAACUUCAAAGAGCCGCAGGCGGUGCGAGCGCUGACCUGCACCCUGCUGAAGGAGGACUUUGGUCUGACCAUCGAGAUCCCUCUGGAGCGCCUCAUCCCCACCGUCCCCCUCCGCCUCAACUACAUCCACUGGGUGGAGGACCUCAUCGACGGCCAGAAGCAGCCGCGCAGGGGCAUCGACAUCGGCACUGGUGCAUCUUGUAUCUACCCCUUACUGGGAGCCACAAUGAACGGCUGGUACUUUCUGGCCACAGAGGUGGACGACAUCUGUUUUGACUACGCGACGAAAAACGUUGAGCAGAACAACAUGUCUGACCUCAUUAAAGUUGUCAAAGUCCCUCAGAAGACUCUCCUGAUGGACGCCUUGAAAGAAGAGACAGAAAUAGUGUACGACUUCUGCAUGUGCAACCCUCCUUUUUUUGCCAAUCAGCUUGAAGCAAAGGGGGUGAACUCCAGGAACUCACGGCGACCUCCGCCCAGCUCGGUGAACACAGGCGGGGUGACGGAGAUCAUGGCGGAGGGUGGGGAACUUGAGUUUGUAAAGAGGAUCAUUCACGACAGCCUGCAGCUCAAGAAACGCUUGCGGUGGUACAGCUGCAUGUUGGGGAAGAAAUGUAGCUUGGCACCUUUGAAAGAGGAGCUGAGGAAGCAAGGGGUACCUAAAGUAACACACACGGAGUUCUGCCAGGGACGGACGAUGCGCUGGGCGCUGGCUUGGAGUUUCUAUGAUGACGUGAUUGUUCCGUCUCCUCCCAGUAAGAAGCGUAAACUGGAGAAGGUGAAGAAGCCGCUGUCGUUCACGCUUCCAGCGGCGGGACUGAAGGAGCUGCAGGCCAAAGCCUUGGCUUUAGGCGGUGCUGCCGCCCGCGGCCCCGUGGACAGCAUCGCUGCUCUGCUGAUGAAAACACUCGGUGACCUGCGGGUGCUGCACAAGCGCGUCCCGUGCAGAAAGCAGGAGCAGAGCCUCUUUCUAACAGCUGUGGAGAACACCUGGAUCCACGGACGACAGAAGCGGCGCGAAGGGUCGCGUCACUUGCGAGAGCUUCCCAGAGCGCCUCACUGUGCUGGAACCAGCUCUCAAACCACUCUGGCUGCUGCUGCUGCUGCUGCUGCAACAACAACACCAGCAUCUCAGAACCAGUCUGCCUCCACACGAAAGAGCAAAAGCCAGGAUGAGAGCGCUCCAAGCAUAACGACGUCCGCACAAGAGCCAGCUGGUCAGCAGAUUGAAAAUGGAGCCCCUUCAAAUGAGACGAGGGAAGAUGUAACACGUGACCCGACAGCAGAACAGAAAGAGGUCUCAGGAAACUUCCCGGGGGAAGAUGUGGACGUGACGUCUUCUACCUGCACAGACGCAGGGCAGGAAACGGUCCCACAGGAAACACCUGCUGCAGAGGGGGAGCCGCCCGCUAAGAGACCCCCGAGCCCGGCUGCAGUCCAGCACUUCCUGUUUAAGUGUCUGCUGAACGUGAUGCUCGAGGAGAGCGAUGUAGUGAUUGAGAUGCACUGGGUCGAAGGUCAGAGCAAAGACCUGAUGAACCAGCUGUGCACGUACCUGAAGAACACCCUGUUACGGUCUGUCGCUAAGCCCUAAAGGAGCAGAAAUAUUAUCUUUAUUGAUUAUUGACUUCUGGAGAUGUAUAUUCCAGUUGAUAAUCAGUAGCUUACACAAUGUCCUUGUACUUGGUCCAUUUACCUUUUCAGGUAGUACAUACUGUAUAUUGGUGUUUUGUGCUCGGAUUUUUUUAAACAUUUGCAAUAAAUGUGUAAAUUUUCUAACAUGUUUUCUAAUUCAUUGUGCAGCUUUUAUACAGUGUUUUUUUUAUGAUGCAGUACAUUUAAAUGGCCACUAGAGCACAGUGUUUGCUUUUCUUCUAAAAGGGACGAUAUUCCUGUCAUGAUCUUUUGUAUUAAGAUUAAAUCCUUUUAUUGCUUUAUGAGAAGUUUACUCUGUGAAUGGCUUUAGAAGUUGAUCCCAGUAUUUCUUGACGGUCUUAAAACAGCCUGUUUGAUUCAGGAUGUCCCUGGAGCCCCUCAGUCCUUGCUGUGCCUGGAGAACCUUUAGUAUCGUGGGCCACUAUUAGUACUCUGUUGUAGGGAACGUACUUCCUCACCAGAGCUGAGUGAAUAACAGGAAAAGACAACUAAAUAUCCAGGGCCAUUGUGUGUUGCAAGCAGCAGCCUAGUUCCUACUCGUACUACAUGACCCUCGGUUAUAUCAGGAGUUUGUGUGUGUGUGUGUGUGUGUGUGUGUCUCAAUAGUCUGGCUAUUCCUGGGCCAUUUUGGGCUGAAAUAAUAGAUAAUCCAGCCCCUCAAAUGUGAGAAUGUUCUGCUUUUGUUGUUUUAAUCUUUCACAGCAUUGUACACUGACUAUAUUUUAGGUUUUUGACUGGACCAAAAAAAAAAAGGAAUUUGAGGAUGUUUAUUUAUCUACUUAUCUAUAUUUGUAUUCCCAGACCAAAUACUGUAUAUCUUGAUUAUUUUAGACUAUCAUACAUUUUAUAACAAUGAAGUUGCAGUUAUUGCCUUAAUAUCCUGCCCUAUGGUGAGAGAAGUACUCACUUAUUUUACUUUAGUAAAAUUAGCUAUACCACAGUGUAUAAAUACUCUGUUACAAGUGACAGCCGUGCAUACAAUUGUAAGUAAAAGUACCAUAGUAUAAGUGACAAAAGUAAUA